Dunckerocampus dactyliophorus (ringed pipefish) is the source of this 1739-nucleotide messenger RNA. RefSeq names its product timeless interacting protein (gene tipin). Gene Ontology annotation, biological process: DNA damage response; DNA replication checkpoint signaling; replication fork processing. Gene Ontology annotation, cellular component: replication fork protection complex; nucleus. The transcript is spliced from 9 exons. NCBI's taxonomy places the organism in Eukaryota, Metazoa, Chordata, Actinopteri, Syngnathiformes, Syngnathidae. The record is from RefSeq and is a predicted model, not a curated record. Gene Ontology annotation, molecular function: DNA binding. The coding region runs from base 59 to 1057 and encodes 332 amino acids.
CUUCUUCGGUGGUAGAUGUGUGCUGUGUUUGCUCACUGGACAGCUGGGACUCCACACCAUGGUUAAAACAGCUAAAUACGCCAACUUAGAGAAUGAAACGUUCUCUCCUCUCCCUCCACCUCUGUCCCCAGGCCAGGCAGGAGACCCCUUUGGAAAUGAUGAAAGUGUUGGUGAAGUGUCCAAGCUUGCAGAGGUUCCUGCUGCCAAACGAAAAGGAGUGAAGAGACCCCAGCCCAAGCUGGACUCCCACAGGCUGACGUCAGAUAAAGGACUCCCAGCGCUGCGAACACUUUUUGACAAUGUCCGCUUUAAAGGCAAAGGGCACGAGGCAGAGGAUGUGCGGCUACUGAUGCAGAAGAUGGAGAACUGGGCCCACAGGUUGUACCCCAAGCUUCAAUUUGAAGAUUUCAUUGACAGAGUGGAGAAGCUUGGCACCAAGAAGGAGGUGCAGACUUGUCUCAAACGUAUACGCCUCGACAUGCCACUGACACAUGAAGACUUUAUCGGUGAAGAGGAGGCUCCUCCUGAAUCUGACAUCUUUGGAGAAGCAGACCAAUUUACCAGUCAGAGCUUCCCCAGCGACCCGCAAGGGCCAAUCCACUCCACCCCGGCGCCUGCUGGCCCGGUGGCCCCCUCUUUGACUGAUGAGGAGCGCCAACUCAUGGAGCUGAACAGACAGCGAGCCCUGGAGAGGAGGCUAGCUCGCCAGCAGCACCUAACAGACGACCCUCCAUCCCUGACCAAUUGCAACAGAGUAGAGGAGGCGGCUGCGGAAUCCGAGCAUGUCAGCCAAGAGGAGAAGAAUGCCGAUUUACCCGACUCCCAGACAGUCGGCUCGUCAUUGCAAGCAGGCGACUCCUCAGAGGAUACAUCAGAACCUUUUGUCAACGAGUCCAAAGGUCAAGAUGAGGACGAGAAGCCGGCCACCACCAGCAGCAGGAGCUCCUCACCCGGGCUGUCAGUCAAGAGCUUAGAGUCAUCCACCUUGUGUGAAAAAGUAGUGCCAGAACCCACCCCAGCAUCCAGCAACGGUUGUGAGAAUGAGGAUGAAUGUUGAGUAAUUUGCUUACUUCUCAAACCGUUUUGCUUCUGUCAACAGUUGAUGGAGGGGGUGCAGGUGCUGCGGGGCGUUUCCGUGUGACAUUUGAACUCUUUUCAAUACUUUGGUAUUUUAUAUACGAGUAUAGUACUAUACAUCCAUCCAUUUUCUAUGCCGCUUAAUCCUCACUAAGGUCUCGGGGGUAUGCUGGAGCAAAUCCCAGCUGACUUUGGGCGAGAGGCGGGGUACACGUCGGAGUACUGUACCAGUCAAACAUUAAAAAAAACUUUGUCAUGCUACUGAAUUGGACUGGUAGUACACAGUAGUUACUAUUUUAUACUUGUUUUCAAUAAAUGUCGGGAUGCUUCAUGAAAGUGCGAUUUGAAUUGAUUACUCUUGUUUCAAGCUGACUAUAAAACCAAAAUACACCGGAACCUUGGUAAGCGUCAUUGUUCCAUAAAGUCCAACUCUAACCGAAACGGACGCUAACCAAAUGUUCCCCGUAAGCAACAAAUCCAAUUAAUCUCUACCAGAAAGCCAAAAAUGUUAACGCAAAAAUGCGUUUUUAUAGUUUUAGAAUGAAUAGUUUUACACACAGAAAAACAAUUCCAAAUGCAUAUAAAUAAAUGAACAUUUAAGGUUACCUUUAUCUUUAUUGAAGAUGCGAUUGUGUCUCAUUGCCACAUCGUGCCUCUUGGGA